Messenger RNA from Abrus precatorius (Indian licorice), 2875 nucleotides. RefSeq lists its product as uncharacterized. Gene Ontology annotation, molecular function: nucleic acid binding; zinc ion binding. The record is from RefSeq and is a predicted model, not a curated record. NCBI's taxonomy places the organism in Eukaryota, Viridiplantae, Streptophyta, Magnoliopsida, Fabales, Fabaceae. Bases 2030 to 2662 code for a protein of 210 amino acids. The transcript has 2 exons.
AAAUUGAUUAUUUGUUUAUCAAAAUCUUCAUACUUCUUCCCUUAUUCUUCUCUCUCAAUCUCAAACACGUGGUCAUGGCUUUGCAACUGUGGGAGACUCUCAAGGACACCAUCGUCGCCUACACUGGCCUCUCUCCUGCUACCUUCUUCACGCUCCUAGCGCUUUUUUACGCCCUUUACUACGUCGUUUCGGGUCUGUUUGGCUCUUCCUCCGACCACCACCACCUCCGCAUGGAGGACAACAUGCCGCCACUGCGUCCACCGGUUCAGCUCGGUGAGAUCACCACCGAGGAGCUCAGGGCCUACGACGGCUCCGAUAUCCAGAAGCCCUUGCUCAUGGCUAUCAAGGGUCAGAUCUAUGAUGUCUCCCAGAGCAGGUUUAACAUAACACACAACACACCCCUUUUCUUCUCAACUCUAUUUUUCUGUUCUUCAACUUCUUUUGGGUUUUGGGUGUUCUUUUAUUUUUUGUUGAGUCAAUGCCCACCUUCCAAGUUGGAAUUUUUCGACGUUACUCUUGUUAAAAUUUGGGUUUUGCUGCAUGUUAUCUGUCUUGCUUUUAAAUUAUUUCCAUUUGUGCUUUUUCUGGUGACCUUUUGUGUGGAGGUGCUGAUACAAUUUGAAUUUUUUGAGUCUGAGUUACUUUUGCUUUUGUAAAGGUUAGAUUUGUCCUUUGGUUCGCGGGGUUCCUUUUGUUGUUCCUGUGACAUGUGAUGGGUAGAGGACAUGCUUCUCAUGUUAUUAUGUUGAAAAUUGGAAGGUGGGAAUUGAAAGGUUAAAUGCGGGAUUUAUAGAAUGUUGUGAUGAAGUUCUGUUUCAGUUUUCAAAGCUACUUUUUCAUCUUCUUCAUUUUUGUAGUAAACUCUAGUGUGUGCUUGGUUGAGUUGGUGGAAAGUAGAAAUGACGUAGAAGGGUAACCCCAAAGCUACUCUCUUUGACAGAGUUCUCUCUAAUGCAAUAGUCUCCGACUCACAUUCGGAUAAUAGGAACGGAAAUCGAUUAUCAAUUUUUUUGGGUCAAAAUCAAAGCUGUUAACUGUUUACAAAAAUAGCCUAUUUUUAGGCUAAAUAAACUAUAAUUCCAAAUGGCCCAAAAUAGAAAAGUCAACAAAAUUGAAAAUUCCUAAAUUGAAAAAUAAUCUCUAAUCAAAACCCCUAUUGUAAAAUUAAAUCCCUAAUUGAUAUAAAAAAGCCCAAUCUACAUCAGGAAACUUAGCGUUUACUCCUUUUUUUUUCUGUGUGUUUAUCUGCACUUCAACGUUGCUCAGAGUUGACAAAAUGUAGUACUCAUAUGAUCUUAAUGUCAACGGAAUUAAUGAGAAUUAAUGGAAAACAGAAUUGUAUGGGAUUGAUUGCACAAUUAUUUGUAACGGUUAUUCUUUUAUUUAACAUAAUUAGCUAUAAAUGUAUAUAUGGUAGUUUAGCUGAUUUAUUGGGCUGAAAUCAACGUUACAGCUUGUAAUAUUACUGUAUUUAUAUGAGCAAUCUGAAUGAGAAGGACACACAGUUCUUGGCCAAAUAUUUUCUUAAUUUGACAUGGUAUCAGCUUAGGUUACGAUUCAAGAACCUCGCCUACGUUCUCGGUUUUUUUUUUCACUUCUAUUUCUCGGUCAUUUGCUUCCCAGUCCAGAUUACUCUAGUUCCAUGUCUAUCGAAAAGCACGAUGUCCUGUUAGUUCGCCUUAACGGCAAAAACUACUCAGCUUGGUCAUUCCAUUUCGAGAUAUUCGUUACAGGAAAAGAUUUGUGGGGUUAUGUUGAUGGCAACACUCCAAUCCCUGACAAAGACAAAGAUAAGGUUGAACAUGCCAAGUGGGUAGUCAAAGAUGCUCAGGUCAUGGCCUGGGUCCUUAGUUCCGUUGACCCCAACAUUGUUUUGAAUCUUCGUCCUUACAAGACAGCAGCCAAAAUGUGAAAUUACUUAAAAAAAGUCUACAGUCAAAAGAACACUGCACGACGAUUUCAGCUUGAGCACGACAUAGCUUCCUUUCAACAGGAUAGUCUCUCCAUCUCUGAUUUUUACUCUCAAUUCAUGAAUCUUUGGGCUGAGUACACUGAUAUAGUUUAUGCAGACUUAACUUCUGAAGGUCUAAGUUCAGUACAAACUAUUUAUGAAACGACUAAACGAGAUCAAUUUCUUAUGAAAUUGAGAUCUGACUUUGAAGGUAUUCGGUCCAAUCUCAUGCAUCGUGACCCUGUACCAUCUUUGGUUGCGUGUUUCAAUGAUCUGUUACGUGAAGAACAACGCCUCCAUACACAGUCCAUCAUUGCAGAUCAAAAAUCAUCUACUGUUCCAAUGGCAUAUGUGGCACGAGGGAAGUCAAGAAGUCAUGACAUGAGUGCUGUUCAAUGUUUUUGUUGCAAGCAAUUUGGACAUUAUGCUUCCAAUUGCCCAAAAAAAUUCUGCAACUACUGCAAAAAGCAUGGACAUAUUCUUAAGGAAUGCACAAUAAGGCCACCACAGCGAAAUGUCACAGCCUUUACCGCCGCAAUUGAUUCAUCUAUUCCUGACAAUUCAGUCAAUGCAGUACCAGUUCAACCAAAUCCUCUUGCUACUACUUCAACGGUGACUCCUGAAAUGGUUCAACAGAUGAUUAUUUCAGCAUUCUCUGCUUUAGGAAUCUCAGGAUCAACACUCAGGGAAGAUCAUCGCGAAGGGGCCUAAAGUUGGACGUCUUUUCCCAAUCCGUUUCUCAUUACCUCCAAGUCUUUCUUUGCCUUUAGUUUCUUGUAAUUCUGCCUUUGUUGAUUACCAAGUGUGGCAUAAGCGUCUUGGACAUCCAAACGCAAAUGUACUUCAUGACUUGCUAAAAUCUGGUUUUUUUGGAAAUAAACACACUCCAUCUCUUAAUGUUGUUCAUUUUGAUUGUAUUCCUUG